Molecule: messenger RNA, 3157 nt
Organism: Anolis sagrei ordinatus
Lineage: Eukaryota; Metazoa; Chordata; Lepidosauria; Squamata; Anolidae
Gene: PLPPR2
Product: phospholipid phosphatase related 2
Biological process (GO): signal transduction; phospholipid metabolic process; phospholipid dephosphorylation
Cellular component (GO): plasma membrane
Molecular function (GO): phosphatidate phosphatase activity
Source: RefSeq, a predicted model, not a curated record
UUGAAGCAUCCCCUCUCCCCCUCCUUUCCAUUUCCUUCUCUAUGUGAGUGUGCCUGCAUGCAUGUCUAGAUGUGUCUCUCUCUCUGCUUUUCCCUGGAAGGGCUCCAGCUGCUGCUAACGUGAGCCAAGGCGUUAAUCCCGCAGCCCAGCUGCUAAUUGGGAGAUGGGCUUGAUCAGCAUGGAUUCCCCGUUACAUCCUGCGGACCGUUAAAUUUGCUUAGACAGAAGAAGAGGAGGAGGAGAGGACCUACGUGGGCUGAGGAAGCCAUGGCUGCUGCUGCUGCCUAAAAAAGACACACAUACACACUGACACACACACAUCCAGAAGGUAAAUCUUUUCUUCGUAGAGGGAUCCAACGUUAUUGCCAUGGCUGGUGAGAAGCAGGAGCUCAAGAGAAGCAUCUCUAUCAUUCCCUGCUUUGUGUUUGUAGAGAUGGUGAUCAUGGCGGGGACCGUGGUGCUUGCCUACCACUUCGAAUACACAGACACCUUCCCGGUGCAUCUCCAAGGCUUCUUCUGCUAUGACAGUGCCUAUGCCAAGCCCUAUCCAGGUCCAGAAGACACCAGCCGAGCCCCUCCAGUCCUGGUCUACUCGCUUGUCACUGCAGUGCCAACUGUGACGAUUCUCGUUGGGGAACUGGCUGCCUUCUUCCUCCAGCCUGAACGACGUGAGGAGAAGACAAUUGUUUCUGGCGAGUGUUGCUAUUUCAACCCCCUUCUACGCCGCAUAAUCCGCUUUUUGGGCAUCUAUUCCUUUGGCCUCUUCACUACUACCAUUUUUGCCAAUGCUGGCCAAGUGGUGACCGGCAACCAGACGCCACAUUUUCUCUCCGUUUGCCGUCCCAACUACACAGCCCUGGGCUGCCAGCCCCCUCCGGGCAGCAUCUACGUGACCGACAAGGCAGCCUGCACUGGGAACCCUAUCUUGGUUGCAGCCGCACGCAAGGCCUUCCCUUCCAAGGAUGCCGCCCUCAGCGCUUAUGCCGUGGCUUACACAGUGAUGUAUGUCACCCUAGUUUUCCGGCUGAAGGGUUCCCGCCUAGCCAAGCCUUCCUUGUGCCUGUCGCUCCUAUGUCCAGCCUUCCUGGUGGGCGUCGUGCGAGUUGCCGAGUACCGAAACCACUGGUCCGAUGUGCUGGCAGGUUUUCUUACUGGUGGGGCCAUUGCCGCUUUCCUGGUGACUUGUGUGGUCAACAAUUUCCAGAGUACUCCACCAGCAACCAAGAAAGCACCCCCUCUUGAAAGUCUGCCCAGUGCUCCAGUGAUGGGCUUGCCUUGCGUUGACAGUUCCCUUGAUAAGUUAAGUGUGGCUCAGCAGGUGAGGGACCCCCCAGAAGAACAGGAGUUCUCCACGCUACUCACAAGAGGCCUGGAAAGGCAGCUAGCCCGAUCUCUCCGCCUGGCAGCUCCCGGCAGUGUGGCGAUGGCCCGCCCCUACGAAAUCACAGAGCUGUGUCCACAGAGAUCACCUGACCCCCAGCUAUGCCUCUUCCCCACCACCCCUGAUGUCCUCAUUCCCUCCCGGUCAGUCACCAGUGAAGUCUGACCAGAGGAGGCGUUCCUGGUCUUCUUGCAAUGGGAUUGGGCUUUUGUUGGGGGUGGGAACCUAAACCUCUUCUUACACUCCUAAUUUCCCACACUCUUUCUUGGACUUUCCUGGGAUCGGAAUUACUGAUUGUCAUGACAUAUUUCUGAUUCUGUGAUAAUGAAUCCGUGACAUAACUUGGGGAGGGUUGGAGACAGACAGAGAGAAAGGACGCCCCAUAGGGUGUCCGGGAGUUUACAACACUUGCAAGGGCCUAUCUUGCUAUGAGAGGCUGGUGUGAGCAUCUUCUGGGGAGUGGAUACUCUUGAGACGUCAACCAGAGCUUGGCUUCUUACUCUCUUUCUCCUUGCAGUGGCAUCUUGCUCUUCCAUGUUGAUCUAUAAGGUAUCUUUCACCACCAAAAUAUGUCUCCUCUAAUGAGAAGAAUAGGUGCUUUUUCUGAGUUAGUCAAGGUAAGGAGAUAUCAACUAGUAUUUUGUGGUGGAGCGUGAGGUUAUAGAAUCAUAGCAUGGGGUCAUAGAGUUGGAAGUCAUAGAGUUGGAAGUCAUAGAGUUGGAAGAGACCUCAUGGGCCAUCCAGUCCAACCCCAUUCUUCCAAGAAGCAAGAAAAUUGCAUUCAAAGCACCCCCGACAGAUAGUCAUCCAGCCUCUGUUUAAAAGCUUCCAAAGAAGGAGUCUCCACCACACUCCGGGGCAGAGAGUUCCACUGCUGAACAGCUCUCACAGUCAGGAAGUUCUUCCUCAUGUUCAGUUGGAAUCUCCUUUCUUGUAGUUUUAUGAUUAGAAGGGGUUGAGUGAGCGUUUUGACCUAGUUUUUUGUCCAGAUGAAAACCAGCGGCCAACAAGUUGUGAGAAAUUAGGUUGAGAAUUCAGAAUUCAGUGCUCAAAAAGACACAAAUCUUUCUGAUUCCAAGGUACAAGUCAGGAAUUGUUUAGGAACUGAGGUUUUGAGCUGCAGAGGGGAUAAAAAGGGUGGUUUUAUGAAGGUGCUCUAGUGCUCUCUAAACAAAAUAGAUUGUAGACAUCCAUGGGAAAUCAGGCAAUGAUGUCGUAUAGUCUGAGAAGGAAUGGCUACCAAUGAAUAGAAUCUAGAAAAGGAAGGGCAACCAAUGGCAAGAAUGUAAAACUAAUUUCUUGCUUGCAACCUCUUUAAAAUCAAGGGCAAGGCCAAAAAGUAUAGGGGUGAGAGUAUCUAAGAUUAUUAUGCAGACAGAUUCUUCUUACUACCUUAUUCUGAACCUCAAUCGUGUUCCUUUAUAUAAAGGAAGAGCAAAGUUGUCUAGGCACAAUCGAUGGCCUCCGAUGAAGGAAAAUUGCACCAGCAGAUACUGGGAAACCCUUUGGCUGAGACCUUAGAAAGCUAGUGCCACUGCUGGUUGGAACAGAAAAUAAUACAAUCUAGACAAGUGAGUGAUCUAACCCACCUAUUAAUAGAAAUCUUGCUUAGCCUCCUACAUUCACUUCAUAUAGUCUCUAUAUUCUUAAUCCCAGGUGAUGUGAUUGUCCAGCACUGAAGGAAAUAGGUUCUGAGCCUGCAUGUGCUCCAGAGCAAUUUUUUUGUUGACCCCCUCUAUAUAAAACGGGUUGGGAUUGUGGCUGAAACUCUGACUA